Molecule: messenger RNA, 6142 nt
Organism: Pongo pygmaeus (Bornean orangutan)
Lineage: Eukaryota; Metazoa; Chordata; Mammalia; Primates; Hominidae
Gene: PDCD6IP
Product: programmed cell death 6 interacting protein
Exons: 18
Coding region: 2809-5661 (950 amino acids)
Biological process (GO): mitotic cytokinesis
Cellular component (GO): endosome
Molecular function (GO): protein binding
Source: RefSeq, a predicted model, not a curated record
AUUUAUUGAGUGCCUGCUAUACCAAGUGCUAGAGAUGCAUCAGUAUACAAAACAAUUUUUGCCCUCAUGGAGCUUACAUUCUAGUGGUGAAGUCAGAUAAAAAUUAAAUCAACAAACAAAAUACUUGCAAGUUAGGAUAAGUGUUAUGAAGGAAAUAAUGGCUGCGCUAGAGGUUAACAAGGGAGGGAAUCUACUUUAGAUAGUAUGAUGAUGAGGAGAGGAGAGCUUUUAACUGAGAUAUGAAGAAAGGGAGAAAACAUUCUAGGUCACAUGAGGCAAGAAAGAUCUUGGUGAGUUUGAGAAACUAAAAAGACCAUUGUGACUCAGUGGUAACAAAUGAGGAACAAGAGGCAAAAUAUGAAGUUGCAGAGAAAGAUCAUCAUGUUGUGGCAGGGAGUUUGGUUUUCAUUCCAAGCAUCAGAUAGUAUCACCUUCAUCUUCCUUUGGUCAAUGCCACAAAACUAACCACAUCUAUGUUAACUUUCUUUUCCCAGACGUCUGCAUCAACAAAUGUCAUGUCCCUCAUCUUUCUGAUGGCUAAUCACUACCUUUGUAUCCUCCCUCCUCUGGUUACCCCUUCUCCUCCUCUUUUCAUAUACUUUGCUUCUUCAUUAUCUUCCCAAUGGGUCAGUCCUGUCAACCAACCUACAAGACACCACCCAUCCCCCACCCUCUUCCAUGGGUUAUCAACUGGUAAUGAUUCUACUAACCACUCAGAUGUUCAGGCCCCAAAACCAGGAUCUAUCUUGACCACUCUCUUUUCUUUACUUUCCUAUGCAGUUCAUUGGUAAAUGCUUCAGUUUUAAACUCAAAGAUAUUAUCAGUUUGGUUCACUCUUGCUAAUGUUAGCUUUCCUGAUUUCAUCUUGAUUUCUGAAAUGGUCUCAUGAUUUGCCUCCUUGCUUCCAUUCUUUCCUUCCUCUAAUGUUUUCUUUAUGCAUCAGCCAAGGGUGGCUACUUAUUUUAACAUAGAAUAGUUUAAUUAAAAUAAACAAAAUUUUUUAUAAAUUGUGGUAAAAUAGGCCGGGUGCAGUGGCUCACGCCUAUAAUCCCAGCACUUUGGGAGGUUGAAGCGGGUGGAUCACUUGAGGCCAGGAGUUCCAGACCAGCCGGGCCAACAUCGCAAAAUCCAGUCUCUAUUAAAAAUACAAAAAUUAGCCAGGCAUGUGGCAUGCACCUGUAGUCCCAGCUACUCAGGAGGCUGAGGCAGGAGAAUAGCUUGAACCUGGGAGGUGGAGGUUGCAGUGGGCUGAGAUUGUGCCACUGCACUCCAGCCUGGGUGACAGAGUGAGACUCUUUCCAAAAAAAAAAAAAUUGUGGUAAAAUAAACUUUUACUAUAAUGAAAGUAGUCUAUGUGCUGCAAAAGUUACAAUGAAAAAGAUAGGCAAACACAAAGAAAAAAAUACACAUUUCCACUUCCAAAGAUUACCAAUACUAACACCUUAGGGUAUAAGCCCACUAUUUUUUUCGUUGUACAUAAAUACAUAUAUGUGCAUUUUUAAACCAAAAUGAGACGCUGUAACAUACUAUUUCGUGACUUGCUCUUUUCAGUUAAUGAUCUUUUCCAUGGCAAUACAAUUCUAUUUUAUCCAAUACUCAGUCCAUCUACAUUCAUAUUUCUUUAAUGGUCCUGAAAAUGCAUUUUAUAGACAGUCUGUUCAAACCAGGAUCCAAUUCAAACUGUUAUGUCCCUUAAAUUUCUUUUCAUAAAGCAGUUGCUUUUAUCAUGACAAAUUGUUGAAGAGAUGGGCCAGUUAUCCUGCAGAAUGUUUCACCUUCUGGAUCUGUCUAGUUACUUCCUCUGGCAUCAUUUAGUUUGUUCAUCUAUCAGUUGUAUUUUUUAUAAACUGUGUUAGAUGCAAAGGCUUGACAGAUUCAAGUUAAAUAUUUUUGCCUGGAAUAUACCAUGAUGAUACUGUAUACUACAUCCCAUCAAAAGACAAACUAUCCGAUUGAGCUACAACGUGGCCUUUAAAAAAUGUAAAUUGUAAGUGUAUAGCUUCCUCUGCAUUUAUUAUACAAUACUAAACAAAUUCUUCAACUUGGACUACAAGGUUCUGAACGAUUUGAUGCCUGCUUACUCAUCCAGCUUUAUUCCAUCCCAUUCUAUUUGUUUUUAAAGGUCUUGUCACAUGUUUCGUUUCUAGUCCCGAAACAUGGUAAGUACUUGCCUCCUAGGGUCUCUGCACGCAGGCUUUUGGUUUGGAGGCUCUCCUUUGCCAAUCCACCCCUCUCCACUCUUCUCCUUUUCUGAUAUCAAGCAUCUUCUCAAAUUACAGGUGUCGUUUUUAAUUUAUUUAAAAUUUUGUUCUUUCUACAAAACAGCAACCACAGACACAGUUCAUUUUCAGUUCACCUACUCGGAGAAAACCUACUUUCUUUAUCUUAUUUAAAUUGGGGUCCUCCAAGCGGUCUUAACAUCUCCUAAAUCGCAAGCACCCUGUUUUUUUUCCUGAUACUUUUUCCGUUUACCUUAAGGUCUGUGUGAACCUGAGAGUAAGCUGCACGAUGGCAGGGGUCUUGCCUACUAGGUUCCCUGUGCACUCCGUACCUGUGCACAGCAGCCCGUCAACAGUAGUUGAAUAAACAUCAUAGGUCACAAUAACCCUGGGACUGCCUCUUGGGGAGGUAGCCGCAAACUCUCGCAGGUGGCAGUGACAGCAGUACUUCUCCAAGGGGUUGUUCGAGUGGAGGAAUACUCUUACGUGAAAGUGCUCAGUACAUCACUGCGGCAGGAAGGUGGAAGGGAAUAAUUCCAGAUGGGGAGAAAGUAAUAUUUUGCAGCAUAGUACAGGGUAAACUCGGUCCAUGUGGGCGUCGCCGUCGCGACACCUUCACGUGACCGCGGACAGCUUAAGGACCCUGCAUCCAGUGCGCCUGCGCUGGAGCUCCCGGAAGUUGCCGGACCCGGAACGCAGGCGGAGCGCAAGUCCGUCAGCCAGUCAGUCCGCCAGUCCGCCAGCCCGGUACCUCUCUCUCCUCUGCCCUCGUAAGCUGUCCGCGGUCUGUUUGGCCCGAACGGCGGCAGAGGCGCUGAUCAUGGCGACAUUCAUCUCGGUGCAGCUGAAAAAGACCUCAGAGGUGGACCUGGCCAAGCCGCUGGUGAAGUUCAUCCAGCAGACUUACCCGAGCGGCGGGGAAGAGCAGGCCCAGUACUGCCGCGCGGCGGAGGAGCUCAGCAAGCUGCGCCGCGCCGCAGUCGGUCGCCCGCUGGACAAGCACGAGGGCGCGCUCGAGACGCUCCUGAGAUAUUAUGAUCAGAUUUGUUCUAUUGAACCCAAAUUCCCAUUUUCUGAAAAUCAGAUCUGCUUGACAUUUACCUGGAAGGAUGCUUUUGAUAAAGGUUCACUUUUUGGAGGCUCUGUAAAACUGGCUCUUGCAAGCUUAGGAUAUGAAAAGAGCUGUGUGUUGUUCAAUUGUGCAGCCUUAGCUAGCCAAAUUGCAGCAGAACAGAACCUGGAUAAUGAUGAAGGAUUGAAAAUCGCUGCUAAGCAUUACCAGUUUGCUAGUGGUGCCUUUUUACAUAUUAAAGAGACGGUUUUAUCUGCCUUAAAUCGAGAGCCUACCGUGGACAUAUCUCCAGAUACUGUUGGGACCCUCAGUCUUAUUAUGCUGGCACAGGCUCAAGAAGUAUUUUUUUUAAAAGCCACAAGAGAUAAAAUGAAAGAUGCCAUCAUAGCUAAAUUGGCUAAUCAGGCUGCAGAUUAUUUUGGUGAUGCUUUCAAACAGUGUCAAUACAAAGAUACUCUCCCCAAGUAUUUUUAUUUCCAGGAGGUGUUCCCUGUCUUGGCUGCCAAGCACUGUAUCAUGCAGGCCAAUGCUGAGUACCAUCAGUCUAUCCUGGCAAAACAGCAGAAGAAAUUUGGAGAAGAAAUUGCAAGGUUACAGCAUGCAGCAGAACUGAUUAAAACAGUGGCAUCUCGCUAUGAUGAAUAUGUUAAUGUGAAGGAUUUUUCUGACAAAAUCAAUCGUGCCCUUACUGCAGCAAAGAAGGAUAAUGACUUCAUUUAUCAUGAUCGAGUUCCAGACCUUAAAGAUCUAGAUCCUAUUGGCAAAGCCACACUUGUGAAAUCUACCCCAGUCAAUGUACCCAUCAGUCAGAAAUUUACUGAUCUGUUUGAGAAGAUGGUUCCUGUGUCAGUGCAGCAGUCUUUGGCUGCCUAUAAUCAGAGGAAAGCCGAUUUAGUUAACAGAUCAAUUGCUCAGAUGAGAGAAGCCACCACUUUGGCAAAUGGGGUGCUAGCUUCCCUUAAUCUUCCAGCAGCAAUUGAAGAUGUGUCUGGAGACACUGUACCUCAGUCUAUAUUGACUAAAUCCAGAUCUGUGAUUGAACAGGGAGGCAUCCAGACUGUUGAUCAGUUGAUUAAAGAACUGCCUGAAUUACUGCAACGAAAUAGAGAAAUCCUAGAUGAGUCAUUAAGGUUGCUGGAUGAAGAAGAAGCAACCGAUAAUGAUUUAAGAGCAAAAUUUAAGGAACGCUGGCAAAGGACACCAUCCAAUGAACUGUAUAAGCCUUUAAGAGCAGAGGGAACCAACUUCAGAACAGUUUUAGAUAAAGCUGUGCAGGCAGAUGGACAAGUGAAAGAAUGUUACCAGUCUCAUCGUGACACCAUCGUGCUUUUGUGUAAGCCAGAGCCUGAGCUGAAUGCUGCCAUCCCUUCUGCUAAUCCAGCAAAGACCAUGCAGGGCAGUGAGGUUGUAAAUGUCUUAAAAUCCUUAUUGUCAAAUCUUGAUGAAGUAAAGAAGGAAAGAGAGGGUCUGGAGAAUGACUUGAAGUCUGUGAAUUUUGACAUGACAAGCAAGUUUUUGACAGCCCUGGCUCAAGAUGGUGUGAUAAAUGAAGAAGCUCUUUCUGUUACUGAACUAGAUCGAGUCUAUGGAGGUCUUACAACUAAAGUCCAAGAAUCUCUAAAGAAACAGGAGGGACUUCUUAAAAAUAUUCAGGUCUCACAUCAGGAAUUUUCGAAAAUGAAACAAUCUAAUAAUGAAGCUAACUUAAGAGAAGAAGUUUUGAAGAAUUUAGCUACUGCAUAUGACAACUUUGUUGAACUUGUAGCUAAUUUGAAGGAAGGCACAAAGUUUUACAAUGAGUUGACUGAAAUCCUGGUCAGGUUCCAGAACAAAUGCAGUGAUAUAGUUUUUGCACGGAAGACAGAAAGAGAUGAACUCUUAAAGGACUUGCAACAAAGCAUUGCCAGAGAACCUAGUGCUCCUUCAAUUCCUACACCUGCGUAUCAGUCCUCACCAGCAGGAGGACAUGCACCAACUCCUCCAACUCCAGCGCCAAGAACCAUGCCGCCUACUAAGCCCCAGCCCCCAGCCAGGCCUCCACCACCUGUGCUUCCAGCAAAUCGAGCUCCUUCUGCUACUGCUUCAGCUCCAGUGGGGGCUGGGACUGCUGCACCAGCUCCAUCACAAACACCUGGCUCAGCUCCUCCUCCACAGGCCCAGGGACCACCCUAUCCCACCUAUCCAGGAUAUCCUGGGUAUUGCCAAAUGCCCAUGCCCAUGGGCUAUAAUCCUUAUGCGUAUGGCCAGUAUAAUAUGCCAUAUCCACCAGUGUAUCACCAGAGUCCUGGACAGGCUCCAUACCCAGGACCCCAGCAGCCUUCCUACCCCUUCCCUCAGCCCCCACAGCAGUCUUACUAUCCACAGCAGUAAUAUGUCUACUCAGCAGCUCAGCUGAUUCAGAUCAGAGGGAAAGAAAUACCAACCCUGCAAUAAGUGUACUAAACUCUACGCUCUGGUUAAUGUAAUGUACUCUCCUGGACUGAAUGCAGUGUAUAAUUUCUGUCUGCAGCUAGAAGCUGUGCCCCAGUUCCACAUUUGAUUACACAUGUGAGAUUUGCUGCUGUUGCAGUAUAAACACUAGGUAUAAUAGGAUUUGAAAUUGCAUUACAGUUCAUAAAAAUUGAAAAUGAGAAAUUAAACCUGCAAGUGAAACAUUUGAAACGAUUAUACUUUCUACAUAAGACAUGGUUGGGACAUCAGAUACUUACAAAGAUGGUUUAAGUAUGGAUACUUGAGAAAAUUAAGUUUUCUUUCUCUUUGGUUUAUUGAUUUGGUUUAAUUUCCAUUAUGCUAUUUUGCAUAAUCAAGGCACUGUAAAUCUUAUAAUUUUAAAAUAAAUUACUUAAGAACA